AUGGAUCCGCUAUCAAUAACAGCCAGCAUCAUCGCUGUGGGCACCAUCGCAGGCCAGAUAUGCUCUGCUUUCACCGAACUGAGGUCGCUCUGCCACAGCCUCCCAGGCCGUCUACAUGCGCUGAACAACGAAGUCGCUGACUUGGAGGUUGUUCUCUUCGAGCUCGCGUCUCUUACUGAAAGACGAAAAGCGGUGCUAGAAAGCGAUCUGCUGUCUCUCCAGCAUCUAGUCAAACAGGCGAGAGUCAAACUGCAGGAACUGCAAGGCAUCAUCAACCGGCUACGGAGAACAUAUCGAGAUGCGGCCAUUCCGUUUGUCCUUGGAGGCUUCAGCAAGGAAAAGGCCAGGGUCCACGCGCUCCAAGAAGAAAUCAGGUCUGUCAAGUGUGAUUUGAACAUCAUGCUAGGAACCUCGAACUCGCAAGAUAUGAUUGAUAUGCGUCUUCAGCUGGAGGCCAUAUCUGUUCUCACCAGGGAAUCUUCUCAGGAAAAUCUUGCUUUACAAGGCCAGAUCAUCAGCAGUCUUACCCAUGUUGAUGAGCGAGUAGCUCGAGUCGAGGAACUCUUGCGUUCCCAGGCGCAGAAAGUCAAGGAAGAACAAUUCACACAAGUUGGACCGCUGUAUAAUGUUGCUACCAACCGGGGUACCUCUCUUUCUAGGAAUGCCGUUAUGCCCAGAGACAGGCAGCUAGAAGGAUAUAGUGGCCCAGCUACACCGUAUAGGCUUCGAUGCACUCCAGGAUGUGUAUGUGUCUGUCAUACCCAGCUAAAGAGGGCAUCUCCAGGCCUUUUCAACCGGCUUUUCGGCCAACUAUUCGUUAGGUACUCGGGGAUCCCCUAUCUUUCACCAAGUUGUGAUGUUGAUACCUGCACGAAAUCCCGUGCGAGUAAGAUGUGUAUGGAAUACUGGUUCCCUAUGGGGUUUAAUUCAAUAAUUCUUCGAAUGCAGACCGGGUAUCAAGCAAACACUGGUCUCCUUUUCCAGCUUCAGACCCUGCGAAGUGUUCCAGACGACGCGCAAUGUGUAAAGUUUGCUUUAGACGGGAACAUUGAAGGCUUGAAAUACCUCUUUGCCAAUGGGUUAGCAUCUCCUAGAGAUGUGAGUCCGACGAGGGGAUACACCCUUCUACGAUGGGCACUCUACGGGAAGAAAUAUACCACCUGUGAGUUUCUCAUCCACGCAGGCGCCGACCCGGAUUAUAGGCCUAUAGCUAUGUCAGAUAAUAGCCCGCGAAUCAAGGCGUGUCAUUUCCUGCUGGAAGGCGGCCUACCGGAAGAAGGCACCGAUGCACUGCAUUUGAUAUCAAGAGGUGGCUAUUAUGACGAUUUCAUCGAAGAGUCAAAUUUCACUCAGAUCCAUCGUAUCGUUAUUGGGCUAUCGCUUCGGAGUUUAGAAGAAGAGCUCAAGCUGCAUCCAGAAGAUAUUAACACUCAAGACGCUAUGGGUCGGACGCCGCUGGCUUGGGCGGCAGCACGGGGAGACAGCCACUCGGUAGUGAUCUUGCUGAGCCACGGAGCCGAUCCAAACAUCAUAGACGUACAGAUAUCUGGGCCUGUAUCGAAUGCAGCAGCAAGGGGCUACACUGCCUGUGUUCGAUUAUUGUUGGAGGCAGGCGGCCAUCCGGACCCUCCGAUGCCUCCAAAGGUGAAAAAGGGCUCCCCCCUAAAUGUAGCGGCUCGCAAUGCAACCGACAUCCUCCUGCUCAAGAACCUUCUAGACUUUGGAGCGGAUCCCGAUUCAAGCGGGACGGAUGGAGAUACCCCCCUAAUACACGCUGCCCGAACCGAUAAUGCUAGCUUUGCGAUGUUGUUCCUGGAGUACGGGGCAGAUAUCAACUACAUGUCGGCAACAGGGGCUACUCCUCUAACUACUGCCAUCACCUACAACAGCCACAACGUCCUCCGCUUGAUCCUCGACAAGUGGCAUGAAUAUUCCGAUUGCCCACGCUUAAAGGCUCCAGACUUGCUCCAGGCCGUAGCUCUAUACGCAGAUGUUGAGACGAUGCCCCGAGUUCGUCGUGUCUCUGGGAGUUCAGGGUUUAAGGAAUGGCUCGCCAGCCCGACCUGUGCACCACCUUAG
Microsporum canis CBS 113480 is the source of this 2079-nucleotide messenger RNA. Its product is annotated as TPR Domain containing protein. Bases 1 to 2079 code for a protein of 692 amino acids. The record is from RefSeq and is a predicted model, not a curated record. The transcript is spliced from 3 exons. Gene Ontology annotation, molecular function: protein binding. NCBI's taxonomy places the organism in Eukaryota, Fungi, Ascomycota, Eurotiomycetes, Onygenales, Arthrodermataceae.